GGCUCGGUCUCCGCCGGAAUGAGUGCUGCACGUGCCAGUCAUGGCUAGGUUUUGAUCUUUGAAGGCUGUUCGCAAGAGACGGGCCGGGACGGAUAAGACUGGUCAACAGGGAGGUCAGAGACCAGCGCCCUCGGUGCCGGUGACGGCUGGAUUGCAGCCGGGAAAAUGUCCGGAGGAAUCGUCUUGACGGUGAUGAUGGGCCCUGGGGGCAGUAGGGGUCCGCCCCAAAGCCGGCCGUGUUGGGCCCUAUCCCUGUGUUUACGAUGAACGCGUUGUGGGCGAUGCGGUGGGCCCUUUUGAAGCGGAGCUGGCCGAGGGAGGCGUCGGCCAGAGUGCCUGAGUGCCUUCAGGCCCGACGCGGAAGCGCAGAUGCACUCCAUGCGAGCGGUUCCGGUGGGCUGUGGGCGGAAUCCGCUCAGAAGUUGGAUCUGUUGGACGGAUCUGCGGCCACGGCGACGAGCAAGGGGCUCAACGCUCACCAGGCCCUAAGAGCAGUAGGGGUCCGCUCCAAAGACGGUCCUGUUGGGCCUUAUCCCUCCGUAUACGGCCUCGGCCAGAGUGCCUUCAGGCCCGACGCGGAGCGCAGAUGCACUCCCCGCGAAAGCAGGACGUCCAUGUCCAAGACGGCCCAGCCAAAGCGCAAGGAGCUCCUUAAUCUGGGGAUCCCUCGAGUCGACGUGGCACCUUCCGGCUCAGCGCGCUGCCGGGACACGUACCCGACCGCCCAUCAGCUAACCGGAGCGGACGGCCGCUGCCUCGGGACCGUUUCCGGCCACUGUCACGAGACGGAGUCCGCUCGGCUGUGGGCGGAAUUGAGAGAAAAGUGGGGGCUAUUCGACGGAUCUUAUCUGCCGUUACGGCGACGAGCAAGGGCGGAUCUAGGGGCUCGCCGCUUACCAGGUCCGCACGCGGAGCCGACGCCUGGAUUGCGCACUUCCAGCGCCGCAUCUCUGGUCGCUCUACUUUCCGAGGCGCGAGCCGCGGCCCGCCUGCGCAAGCGACGCCCGCGCGUGGGUACCCUCCACCGCGGUACAGCGCCGUGCGGCCUCUUGAGAUGCGCCGUUGGGAGAUGAGUGACUAAGCUUAAGUGAGCAAACACCUGGAAACCCGAAAACUCGAAAACCCAAAAACCCUGGGGAACCCUCCUGUGCCAGCGUCGCAUAGCUGCUGCGACUUGGUGUGGACCGCUCUCGUACGUAUUCAGUCUACGAGCGCGGUAGAACACCCAGGCGCGGCUCCUGGCGAAGCGCUCUUGGAAAGUCGGGUUUGACAGGCCACGCGGGCGGCUUCACGGUGGGUACGUGUC
Messenger RNA from Klebsormidium nitens, 1306 nucleotides. Lineage: Eukaryota; Viridiplantae; Streptophyta; Klebsormidiophyceae; Klebsormidiales; Klebsormidiaceae. The record is from the annotation of a GenBank genome assembly.